Lethenteron reissneri (Far Eastern brook lamprey) is the source of this 1960-nucleotide messenger RNA. RefSeq names its product parapinopsin-like. NCBI's taxonomy places the organism in Eukaryota, Metazoa, Chordata, Hyperoartia, Petromyzontiformes, Petromyzontidae. Gene Ontology annotation, biological process: G protein-coupled receptor signaling pathway; visual perception. The record is from RefSeq and is a predicted model, not a curated record. Gene Ontology annotation, cellular component: membrane. Gene Ontology annotation, molecular function: G protein-coupled receptor activity.
GUUUGCCUUCGUCUGAGAGCCAACCGGAGUGCCCAGAGAAGUCCCAGGACGCAACCGAAGGGGUGAACACUUUCCUGGCCACAUUGCAUCCCCUACACCUACAACACCUGACAAGCCAGGAAGGUAGCUUCGUCUCCUCCACGACGGCAUAGGGGGACGCUGUCGACGUCCGCUCUCAACAGCGACGAUGGUGACGAUGACGAUGAAGAUGACCACAACGAUGAUGGUGAUGAUGGUGACAUCCACCACCAUCAAACCCUCCUCUUCGCACCUCCUCGAAGCCUCCUCGACCAACGAGACCUCUACGGCGACUCCUGCCCCGUCUCUGGGUCCCGUGGGCUACGGUCUGCUGGCCGCACUCAUGGGAGUCACCACGGCCGCCUCCGUCACUCUGAACUCCAUCGUGGUGGCCACGACGGUUCGAUACCGGGCGCUGCGGCAGCCCUUGAACUAUGCCCUGCUGAGCCUGGCCUGCGCGGACCUCGGAGUGGCGCUCGGAGGAGGCGUAGCGACCACUGUCACCAACGCCUUGCGAUCCCAGCUGCAGAUGGAGGACGCGCUCUGCCAGGCGGAGGGGUUCCUGGUGGCAUUCUUCGGCCUCGCAGGUCUCAACUCGAUCUGCGUGCUGGCGGCGGAGCGCUUCGUCAUGGUGUGCCGCCCGCUCAGCUCGAUGCACUUCGGGGGGCGUCACGCGCUGCUCGCCCUGGGGGCCGCCUGGCUCUGGGCACUCGCCUGGGCCACGCCGCCACUGCUGGGCUGGGGCCGCUACGGGCCGGAGGGGCUGGGCACAUCGUGUGCCCCGGACUGGCUGGAGCGCUCUCCGCUCGGCCGCUCCUACGUCCUCUCCUUCCUACUCUUCUGCUUCGUCCUGCCGCUCCUCUUCAUAGUCUUCUGCUACGGGAGCCUCCUGCGCAGCCUCCACAGGGCGUCGCGGGUCAAGUACAGCGUGACGCAGCGAGCCGAGCAGCGCGUCGGGGUCAUGGUGCUGCUCAUGAUCGUGGCGUUCCUCUUCUGCUGGCUGCCAUACGCCGCCUGCGCGCUCGUGGUCAUCUUCCAGCCCGGCAUCCAGCUCAGCCCCCUGGCCGCGUCCAUCCCCCUCUACGCAGCCAAGUCGAGCACAGCCUACAAUCCCAUCAUCUACAUCCUCCUCAACCGCCAGAUCACGGAAGCCGCCAAAGCCAGAUGUGGGGAGAGCCGCGCACGGGAGGAGGGAGAACGACGCGGUGUCCCAACUGUGACCGCACUCUGCCACGACGCCUGUCCUGUCGCCGCUGCCCACGCUCGUGUGUUCGCUCCGGCCAGCUGUGACCCUCGCAUCUCUCUCGCUCGCUCGUUCGCUCCGUGUGCGUUGUUAAUGCCUCGCCUUGGUCUGCCACCCAGUGUAUGUGUGCCCCGAGGUUGUAUAAAGUCAUUCCCUCGUUAUUCGCGACGGGUACGUUCCGGGGAUGCUCGUGAAUAAUGAUAUUGGCCCGACGAAAACCUAUCUUUUUCAUGAAUUGAGGUCUGAGAAUUUCUCUCUCUCUCUCUCUCAUCUCUUUCUCUCUUCACUUUGUCGUCACAUUCUCUCUCAUCACUUUCUUUCUCUCUCUUGAGGCAGUCGUGUAGAGUUCCAGAUGCAAUUCGCUGCUAGCAAGUUCCUGAAUAACGAGGGGAUACUGUACAUGUCAGCAUGUUAUAGCUGUGAUGUGCGCUUAUAGCCUGAAUAGUGUUUAUAUAUAUUUAAUACGUUUUAAGCGCUAUAUUAUACAAGUGUGGUGGAUAGUUCAUUGCCUUGACUUCACAGUAAAUAAAUAUUGUUUGGUGUAUUUUCAUUUGUUCAACAAUAUACAUAACUUAAGUGUAUCUUCGUGCUAAACUGUCACAGCAUUGUAUUUGACAUUAUGAUGAUGAUGAGUUGAUAGGUAUGGUUCACAGAAGACACGUGAUGGUUUACAAAUUAAACUACCUCAUUGAUAUCGCC